AUGGCGCUGGAGGGCGACUACGGGGAUGGAGGACGAGACGACCUCAGCCCGGCAUCCCUCGGCGAGAGUACCCAAGGUUGGCCAAGCUUGUUCCGAAGUACAAACAAGGCCACGCCCAAUCUGGCAGAGAUGCGGAGUUCCCUGGUGAGGGCACUCUCCGAUGUGCAGCGGGAGACGCACAGGUUUGUCGACAGCCUCCCGGCCGACGCCAAGGGAAUGGUGUCCACCUUGCCCAUGGCGGAAGUGCGGUCGUGGGAGGAGGCGGAGAAUGAUAACCUGCAAGAUGCGGCGGCGAGCAUUCGCGGAGGUGACAAGCGCCUGUGUUGGACCUCGGAGGAAGUCGAGACCAUGCGAGGAAUGCUCUGUGGCCUCCUUGUGCAGACUGCCUCGAGCCUUGCUGAUCUUCAGAGGCUCCGCGUCUCCGGCAGCCACUGGCCGAGCGCCGACCAGUUUGGCGCGUGCCUCGGCUGUAGCUGA
Symbiodinium natans is the source of this 477-nucleotide messenger RNA. Lineage: Eukaryota; Dinophyceae; Suessiales; Symbiodiniaceae. The record is from the annotation of a GenBank genome assembly.